GAAGCUCCUAAAGUUUAGCCACAACAUUCGCAAAGUCGCAAAAAGAUCCCUGAGAAAUAACAAAAUAGCAGUAGCAUCUACCAGCAUCCACAUCGUCUGCCACCUCUUACGUCUCCACCCCCUCUGAAGCAGCGCUAUCUACGUAUCGGUCCCUGGUCUGACCGUCCGGCCGCCGGGAGGAGCUCGCCGGCGAAAUCCCGUUCCCCUGCCCCCCAUCGGCGGUGGCAUGGGGUUCUCUCUGUACCCCAUGAAGACGUCCACGCGCAUGCUCUGGAGCACCAGCUUCUUCCGCCAUAAGCUCUCCACCUCCUUCUGAGCCAAUCUCUCGCCUCGCCUCUCGGGUGGCGGAGGCCUCUGCGCACAGCUAGCCGGCGAAGUGCGUCUCCGUGCGUGCACGGGUUUCGUUUGAGAUUGGGUUUUUCUUGGGUUGUUCUUGGAGAGGAGGAAGGGGAAGGGAUGGAUCCCGGGCGCGUCGUGUUCGACUCCGGCUUGGCCCGGCUGGCUGCCCCUGGCAGCGGCGGCAGCGGCCCGCAGAUGCUGCUCUUCGGAGGUAGCGGUGGUACCAGCGGCGGCGGUUUCUUCCGAGGUGAAUUGACUGUCCAUUUGACCGGAGCUGGAUCUGUACUCUCUCUGUUAGCUGCACGUCUAUCUCAAGCUAAGAUCUUCGAUUCCGCAGGCAUGGCCGGCAUGGAGGACGGGCGGGUGAUCAACAACAAGCGCCCCUUCUUCACGACGCACGAGGAGCUCCUGGAGGAGGAGUACUACGACGAGCAGGCGCAGGAGAAGAAGCGCCGCCUCACGACGGACCAGGUGCAGAUGCUGGAGAGGAGCUUCGAGGAGGAGAACAAGCUUGAGCCGGAGCGCAAGACCGAGCUGGCAAAGCGACUGGGGAUGGCGCCACGGCAGGUGGCGGUCUGGUUCCAGAACAGACGCGCGCGCUGGAAGAACAAGCAGCUCGAGCAGGACUUUGACCGCCUCAAGGCCGCGUACGAAGCUCUCGCCGCCGACCACCACGGUGUCCUCUCCGACAACGACCGCCUCCGGGCUCAGGUGAUCUCGCUGACCGACAAGCUGGAAGGCAAGGUGACAAUGCCAUCAGCAAUUGCUGCUGCCGCACAAGAGGUUGACCAGCCAGACGAGCACACAUCGGGCCUUAUGGUGACCCGGCAGCAUAAAGGGGACAUCUUCAAUGGUGGCACCAACGAUGGUAGCAGCCCUGUGGUGAUCGACGUUGCUGAGGGCACCAACCAUAGCGGUGAGUCGGGCUACUUUGCUGGGGACUAUGAUAACAACGUCUGCACCGGGCAGUACGGUGGUGGUGCUCUGUCCUCAGAGGAGGAGGACGGCGGUGCGGUCAGCGACGAAGGGUGCAGUUUCCACCUCCCGGACGCCAUGUUGGCCGCUGGACUAGCCCACCAAGCCGCUGAGGAGGAGGAGCAUCUGGGCAGCUGGAACUCCUGGUUCUGGAACGAGUGAUAGAUGAUGGAUGAUUCCAUGCAUCGAGUGUCGAGGUCAAGAUAUCCUGCUCCAUCCUUUCGGCACCCUAUAAAAUUGCUGUUGUUCAUUAUAGCGUUAUUAUAUGGUCAAGUGUUUUGUGUUAUGUCUAUGUUACUCUUUUCUUAAUGUAUGUUCUUGAGUGUGUUAUAUGUUGUUAAUAUGGUCUCGAGAUGAUGCCGAAAUAUUGGAAUAAGUGCAUGUGUUAAAACAACUGUGCGCACAUCAACAAACUUAUUGUUUUACUUA
Molecule: messenger RNA, 1743 nt
Organism: Lolium perenne
Lineage: Eukaryota; Viridiplantae; Streptophyta; Magnoliopsida; Poales; Poaceae
Product: homeobox-leucine zipper protein HOX5
Biological process (GO): positive regulation of DNA-templated transcription
Cellular component (GO): nucleus
Molecular function (GO): DNA-binding transcription factor activity, RNA polymerase II-specific; sequence-specific DNA binding
Source: RefSeq, a predicted model, not a curated record